Molecule: messenger RNA, 757 nt
Organism: Venturia canescens
Lineage: Eukaryota; Metazoa; Arthropoda; Insecta; Hymenoptera; Ichneumonidae
Gene: crcp
Product: RNA polymerase III subunit I
Exons: 3
Coding region: 273-659 (128 amino acids)
Biological process (GO): transcription initiation at RNA polymerase III promoter
Cellular component (GO): RNA polymerase III complex
Molecular function (GO): nucleotide binding
Source: RefSeq, a predicted model, not a curated record
ACGACUAGUUGUUUUACCUGCGAUAUCAAUUCAUACACGUUUCUCCAAUAAUCGUGAAAGAUAGUAUUGGAAAUGAUUUGAAUAAUUCAAAGCUAUUUGUUCUUUGAAAAUGAUCUAUAAUUAAUUAACAAAAUUUUUUCCUGAUGAAAGUCAGAGAAUUUUUCGAAUUCCGAAAGAACAUAACCUCACUUGGAUAUUGUAUAUUUUGUUUAUUUGAAAAUUCCAUUGAUUUUGAGUAAAAAUAUCCCGUUGUUAUUCUGCAAGGUAGAAUAAUGGAGGUAUUGAAAGAAACUGCGGCACAUUUGAGCAAUUAUGAAGUUUUGGAGAUACUGAAAGGACUGAAAUCCAACAAGACACAAAAAUCAAGAAAUCAACUGGCAACUAUUACGUAUCAAACUGUAAGAUGUUUGGAAGAAACUCCUUGUAAAGAGCAGACGCCAGAGAAGAUUUGUAGUUUUUUAAAGGCUGUUGAAACAUUCAAUCUUACAAAGAGUGAGAAAUUAAUGCUGCUGAAUUUAUGUCCAAAGACUGCCUUGGAAAUUCAACUGAUAGUGGAAGAUGGAGAAGAUCGUCUCUCGGAAGAAGAAGUUGAGUCGUUACUACAAGUAAUAACGGAACAUUUUGGUGAAGAGGUUAGAGAAGAAGAUGAAGAUGUCUAAAACGUACAUCGAUGAUUAUUCCUUUUUAUUUACAUCAUUAUCUUCAUGUAUAUAGGAUUAUCAAUGAUAUUGUAGUGAUAAAUAUUGUGCAAGCAGAA